AUGGUGUCGCACAUUGAGCCACCUCAGCAGGUGCUACACACUCCGCGACGCCCUCCUUCGGCCACCAGUAGAGCUUCGACAACAAGACGCCAUCGUUCGUCGCGCUCUCAACACACAACCUCGCCUGCCUUACCACUGAAUGAGUUUCCUGUCUUUGCGCAGACCGGCGACGUUGAAGUUGUCAUCUCCUCGGCUAGUGGUCGCAAAGAACAGCGCUAUGUUUUGCACAGCAUCAUUCUCAGCCAGUGCUCAUCCUUCUUCGCCAUCGAUCUUAAACGGCCACUCGUACACAAUGCUCUCCCUGCUCCUAGCCCGGCUCCACUUUCGCGUAUUGGCGAGACCAACUCCAGCAGAAGCAGUCUAGACUCGAUCGAUGUACGUCGCUGGAAUUACGUCCUCGAUUGGCACCACACAAGAGACAACGACAUACCACGAUUGAUACAGCGUCCUCCGAGCCAGAGUCCGCCGCCCGUCUCGCGUAACAAGCCGCCCGCUUCGUCCUCUGCCUUCUUUCGUUCAAUGUCGAAUCUAUCUGCCUUGUCGUUAAACCCUCAACCUGCUGCUUCUUUAGGCCCGGACGAUGAAAUCCUGCGAGACUAUGAUAAUCUGUUUCGCAUUUUCUACAACUAUCCUCCCUCUCUCAGCAAUGUCAAUAUCGCAGAUGCGUACACCGAGUCAAAGACUUUGCUGCAGCUGGCUCAGAUGUAUGAUGCCCUUGAUAUCGUAGGCUCACGCGUGGAUCAUCAUCUUUUGGGCUUUCAAGGGCGCCUAUUCAAGCAGAUUGCUCGCUACCCGCCAUCUUAUCUCAAACUAGCAUGUCUAGCUAGGUCCAGAGUCAUCUACACAGAAGCUCUGAUCCAUGUAGUAGGCCAAUGGCCACAAGCACAAUCACAGCUCGUCAACCAUAUCGAUCCUCUCGUCCUCGAUAUCAUCGAAGACAAGGUCCAAGAACUGGAAGACAUGAAACUGCGCAUCGAAGUUCGCCUCUUCAGACUGACUCUGACAACCAGUCGAGGCGAACGUGUCAAUCCUUCCAACAGCUAUCUAGACUGGAUGGCCAUGAGUCUGUUCCGCCAAUGGCUAGCUGAAAACACCACCCCAGCUCCUGUAUCUAUCCUCAAGAACUCUUCACGACCUUCGUCAUUAGACGCCGCAUCUGCAUCUGCAUCUGUAUCCGGACGAUCAGGCCGUCAAAGCACUUCACGCGCCUUAGUCCCUGCUAAACCAUCAACAUCUCAACAGUCACCCUUACCCCCACAGAACUUAGGUCGCAUACACAGACUGAUGGGCAGCACAAACAAAGACGCCUACUUGAACCACGACGAAUGCAAACGUUUCCUCAAACUCACUCCAGAGAUGUACUCUCGCGAUAACCUUAGACGGUUCGAGAGAAGAGUCGAUGAACUCAAGAACCUCGCUCGAGAUGCUGUCAAACCUUUAACUCGCAACUUUCUGGAGCUUGAUCUGAGUAGUUUGGCUGUCCCGUCGACUUCAGGAAGGAACAGUGCUGCUGUUCCAUCAGUUGGGCUGGGGUACCUGACUUGUACGAAGGUUAUGGAGGAGGACUUUCCUUGGGCGGCUUAA
This is a messenger RNA of Aureobasidium musti, 1584 nucleotides long. The record is from the annotation of a GenBank genome assembly. Lineage: Eukaryota; Fungi; Ascomycota; Dothideomycetes; Dothideales; Saccotheciaceae.